Molecule: messenger RNA, 1503 nt
Organism: Cyclocybe aegerita
Lineage: Eukaryota; Fungi; Basidiomycota; Agaricomycetes; Agaricales; Hemipholiotaceae
Source: the annotation of a GenBank genome assembly
AUGACAACCGCUCUGCGAAGAGUGAUUGUGGAUGACGUCGAUCCCAGCAUCGAGUACACCGGGUCAUGGAACACAGUGAGCGGGCUGCCGUUGGAUAAUGUGGGGAACUUCGGUCCAACAUAUCGCACCACGUUGCAUUCCUUGCGCGGGGCCUCUGGUAGUUUCGCAUUCAGAUUCGAUGGGACUGGCAAUGGCCUGAUCCAAGGUUCGAACAACGUCGUCACAACCGAUGGGGUCACCGAUCCAACUUGGGAGUGCUUCGUGGAUGGCCAGCAAUUAAUACUGGACAAUCCCUUCCGGUUUCCCGAGAACUCAUGGACAUUCUGCAAUUGGGAGGACCUGGCCAGUGGGCCUCAUGUUGUUGCCCUCAACGUUACCAGCCGAAAUGCAGCAUUCUACCUGGAUCGCAUCCAGUAUACGCCAACCAUCGAUACGACCCCUCCCAACCAAGCUCGGAGUCUGUCUACGCAAGACCCAGCCUUGAACUACGAUUCGAAUUGGAGCUUCGCGAAUGGCUUGGGCAUGGUAUCGCGAGGUCCGGGUGCGACAUUUACGCUUGCUUAUGUCGGUGCGAUCCAUACCCUCCUGAUCAACAUGAAACACGCUGACCGUCCCCUUAAUAUCCAGGAUCCUCUGUGGACCUUUGGGGACGACGAAGGACCAGUGUCAUUUAAUAUUCCCAAUGGCACUCUCGACCGUGCGCCGAGUAUGUACAACCAACGAUACUUUACGUCGCCGAAGCGCGCAAUCGGAUCACAUACCGUCACAGUCAAGUACAUCGGAACAGGCGACCCAAGUACCCGUUGUCCCCUCAUUAUCUCGUCAAUGGUGGUCAACAACGAUGAAGGUGGAAGCCCACCUUCGAGCUCGACAAGCGCACCAUCGAGUACUGCGACGAUCGUGCCAUCAAACACUCCGUCGAUCCCUGGGUCCAACGUCCCUGCCACCUCGAACACACAGAACACAGUUGCCAAUGACACGGGAGGUGGUGUAAAAGCCGGCACUAUAGUUGGAGCUGUUCUUGGUAGUCUGGCGGCUCUGCUCAUCGUCAUCUUAACCGUCUGGUAUCUUCUCCGUCGGAGACGACAGCCGUCUCGACCAACUGAACCAGGAGAAUCCUACAUCCAACCCUUCACCGAGGGUAUCCCGCCUGGGCCGACGAUAUACCACCCACCACCAAUGUUGCAACGCCCAAGAAAAGGCACACCCGUGUUCGACGCCUCGGCAUCGAAUUCACUAUCCAACCCAUCCAAUCAAGCACCGUCAUCCCCACCCCGCCCCUCACUUCCAAGAAAUGGCCGGCUAAUACCGAUGGAUGCUUCGCUCCAUCCCCCUGCCCCACCAGAGUCUACUGUGUCGUCGAAUUCUGGCGGGUCUUCAAGUCAAUCCUCUCAGCGGCCGCUUGUCCAGCCUAAAGAGGUCGUUCAUCAGGACAGCGGCAUACGGCUCAAUCAGAAUGGGGAGCCUAUCGUUGGCCAUCCCCCUACCUACACUGCUGGAUAA